GCAUUGGAAGCGUCGGUUGCCGUUCAAUAACCAGAUUAUACAUAAAACGGGAAAUACCUAUAUACUAUAUAGGCAUAUAUAUAUAAACAGCACACAGAUAAGCAUAAAUGUUGAAAAUAAUGUGCUGGGCUCUGGCCUUCGCCAGUGUAGUGUUGCUCACUUGUGCGCAGUCGGAUUUGUUUCGCGAUGACCUGCGCAACCAAGCGGGUCAAGAGGAGUGGAUAAAACUGCAGCAGCAGGUGCAGCAGGAAAGACAGGCAGCUAAUCCGCAAGUGGCUUACAAAAUUGAUGCUGCAGAGCUGCAGCCAGCGGCAGCGCCAACACAGCAGCUGCCAGUUAACUUGGCUAUAUCGGAUGACAUAGCUGAGCAUGUGUUGAGCUUUGCGCAGUCGCUUACGAAGCAGCUGAAUCAGGAGUAUGCCAAGACAACUAUAUUCUCACCGCUUAGCAUAGCCAAUGCCAUGGCCUUGCUGCAGCUGGGCGCCAAGGGCCGCAGCUACGCGGAGCUGUCACAAGUCUUUGGCCAAGCUGACAAUGUUCAGUUCCACGAGCAGUUCGCCCUGAUGCAACACGAUGUGCAGCAGCGUUUCAAUGACACCACCUCUCCCCAGCGUCAGCUGGAUCAAUGGCAUUGGCAGAGUCUACGCAAAGCUCUGCGUGCGUAUCCACGCAAUCUACAUGCGCCUGUGAAUAUUGACGUAGCCAAUGGCAUGUUUGUCCAGCAGGGAUUCUAUCUUAAUGACGACUAUGUGCGCGCCGCUCAGCAACUCUAUAAAGCAAAGCUGGAGCUGCUCGAUUUCAAUCGCCAGCCCGCUGUAGCCAAGCGCACUAUUAACGCUUGGGUAUCGGAGCAUACCAAGGGCAAAAUACGUGAGAUCAUCUCUGAUGUGCCAGAGGAUACGCGCGUGAUUCUAGCCAAUGCUUUAUACUUCAAAGCGGUGUGGGAAAUUGACUUUAUUAAAGGCGCCACCAAGCCGGAAAUGUUCUAUCCCAAUGGUCUGGACACGCAGCCCGAGGUGCCUGUUGAUAUGAUGGUGGGCGUGGGCGUUUUUCCCUACUACGAGGAUGAGCAGCUUAACUGUCGCAUACUGGGCCUGCCAUAUCAUGGACAUUUGGCCACCAUGUAUGUUAUACAGCCGCUGCUGGAAAGCUCCAUUGAACGUCUGGCCAACUUGCAGCAAACGCUUAGUGCUGCCAAUAUACAACAAAUGAUCAGCAAGAUGACGCGUCGCUCCAUCAUUGUUGCCUUUCCCAAGCUGGAUCUUACCGAAUCCUUUUCGCUGCGCAAUCAUCUGACAGAAAUGGGCAUUGGUGGCAUGUUCACGCCCAUACAGAGUGAUCUGUCGCUUAUUGGCGGCCGUCAUGCGCCCAAUGCCUCCACUGGCGGCAAUAGCUUGUUCAAUCUCGAGCAGCAACGUCAGGCAGCCAAAGCCUCGCAAGCGCCCACGCCGCCCUCCGAUCUAAUUGUCUCAGAUAUUCUGCACAAAGUCAACUUUGUGGUCAAUGAGCAGGGGACAGAGGCUGCUGCUGCCACAGCAGCUGUCUUGAAGAAAUCCGGACCCGAGCUCACUUUCCGCGCCGAGACGCCAUUCAUGCUUCUGGUGCGUCACGAUGUUACCAAGCUGCCUUUGUUCUAUGGCAUCAUCAACGAGCCGCCACGCAGCAGGCAGCAGCACUAAGAUCAGACUUUGUAGUUAGACAACCAAAUAUCACUAGAAAUAUAAGCUAAAGUGUUUUCAUAAACUUGUUAAGAACAAAAUAAAAUUAUAAUCUAAACGACAA
This is a messenger RNA of Drosophila busckii, 1782 nucleotides long. RefSeq names its product serine protease inhibitor 28Dc (gene Spn28Dc). NCBI's taxonomy places the organism in Eukaryota, Metazoa, Arthropoda, Insecta, Diptera, Drosophilidae. The coding region runs from base 108 to 1679 and encodes 523 amino acids. The record is from RefSeq and is a predicted model, not a curated record. The transcript has a single exon. Gene Ontology annotation, molecular function: serine-type endopeptidase inhibitor activity.